Messenger RNA from Neltuma alba, 1171 nucleotides. Its product is annotated as protein N-lysine methyltransferase METTL21A-like. The record is from RefSeq and is a predicted model, not a curated record. Lineage: Eukaryota; Viridiplantae; Streptophyta; Magnoliopsida; Fabales; Fabaceae. Bases 30 to 866 code for a protein of 278 amino acids. The transcript has 5 exons.
GGCAAGGCCGGGGACGAGCAAGCAGCAAGAUGACUAGUGAUGAGGUAAAAUCGGAGGGAUAUGAAGUAGUAGGGGAAGAGGAGGAGGCGGUAAUGGCAAAUUUGGGUUCGUACGGUGGGAAGGUGAGAUUGCUGGCUGAAGGGGAGGAAUCUGCUGCGGAAGAGAUCAUGCUUCUCUGGGCAAUCCAACAGCCUACUCUUUCCAAACCCAACGCGUUCGUCUCCCAAUCUUCUCUGAACCUGCGUCUCGACUCCUGCGGCCACUCUCUCUCCAUUCUUCAAUCCCCUUCUUCCUUGAGUGCACCUGGAGUGACUGGUUCGGUGAUGUGGGACAGUGGAGUUGUAUUGGGGAAGUUUCUAGAACAUUCUGUUGACUCAGGGAGGCUUGUUCUUCAAGGCAAGAAGAUUGUUGAAUUGGGAUCCGGUUGUGGUUUGGUUGGUUUCAUUGCAGCUCUUCUGGGUGGUCAAGUCAUUCUUACUGAUUUGCCUGAUAGGCUGAGGCUUCUUAGAAAGAACAUUGAAACUAACAUUAAACAUGUGGAUGUGCGGGGCACAGCAACAGCUACAGAACUCAUAUGGGGCGAAGAUCCUGACCUAGAGCUCACUGAACCCGCACCUGAUUAUGUGCUAGGAUCUGAUGUGGUAUAUAGUGAGAACGCUGUUGUAGAUUUGCUAGUGACUCUUGGACAGCUCUCUGGAACCAAAACAACAAUAUUCUUGGCUGGGGAACUACGAAACGAUGCCAUUCUUGAGUACUUCAUUGAAGCAGCAAUGAAAAAUUUUGAAAUUGGGCGUGUGGAUCAAACUCUAUGGCAUCCUGAUUAUCGCAGCAAUCGUGUUGCUCUCUAUGUUAUGGUCAAGAAAUGAAGAUAAUGGUUAUGUUUAGUAGUCUCGUUUUAGUUGACAACAUCCAUGUCCAAAUUGUACGUGCGUUUGGAGUGGAGCCCUAACCGAAAUUUCAAAAGUUCCAUUGGAAAAAAACAGCAAUUUUUUCACUGUAUUGGAGCAUGCUUAUUUUCCUUUUGUAUUAAAGUUUCGGGAAAAUGUUAGGAAAAUUUUGUAUUUAUGUGAUGAUAUUACUAUUGUUACUACUAUUAUGCUCAAGUAUUGUAUGCACAUACAAGAGAUUGGUAAUGUUCCAUCAAUUCAAUUUAUAAGUGAUUAGCGAAAUA